CAGCCUCAGUCAGCAAUGCACUUUUGCCCGUCGUGCUCGAACCUGCUCCUGGUGGAGAACGGCGUCGGCGAGAACGGCGAGACGUGUCUGGUGUGCCAGACGUGUCCGUACCAGUUCCCGAUCCGGCGGCAGAUGAUCUCGCGCACAAUCCUCAAGCGCAAGGAGGUGGACGAUGUGCUGGGCGGCGAGGAGGCGUGGAAGAACGUCGAUUCGAUCGAGACGCCGUGUCCCAAGUGUCAGCACCAACGAGCCUACUUUAUGCAGAUCCAGCUCCGGUCCCUCGAUGAGCCAGCAACCAUCUUCUUCAAGUGCUGCAACUCCGAGUGCAGCCACACCUGGAAGGAGGGGUGAGAAACU
Molecule: messenger RNA, 357 nt
Organism: Linderina pennispora
Lineage: Eukaryota; Fungi; Kickxellomycota; Kickxellomycetes; Kickxellales; Kickxellaceae
Product: putative Rpc11-DNA-directed RNA polymerase III subunit C11
Exons: 1
Coding region: 16-351 (111 amino acids)
Biological process (GO): DNA-templated transcription; termination of RNA polymerase III transcription
Cellular component (GO): RNA polymerase III complex
Molecular function (GO): DNA-directed RNA polymerase activity; nucleic acid binding; zinc ion binding
Source: RefSeq, a predicted model, not a curated record